AUGCCCCCCUCCCCCUGCGCCCGCUGCCACGACCAACGGGCAGUUAUCAUACGGCCCAAGAACCGGCAAAAGCUCUGCCGCACCUGCUUCCUGCACGUCUUCGAGACCGAAGUCCACGAAACCAUCACCUCGACCUCUCUCUUCCACCCCGGCGAACGAGUCGCCAUCGGCGCCAGCGGCGGCAAAGACAGCACCGUCCUGGCCGCCGUCCUCAAGACCCUCAACGAACGCUACAACUAUGGACUCGACCUAUGCCUCCUCUCCAUCGACGAAGGCAUCAAGGGUUACCGCGACGACAGUCUCGAGACCGUGAAACGCAACGCCCAACAAUACAACAUGCCGCUCGUAAUCGUCAGCUACGGCGACCUGUACGGCUGGACAAUGGACCAGGUGGUGGCGCAGGUCGGCAAAAAGGGCAACUGCACAUACUGCGGGGUAUUUCGGCGGCAGGCGCUGGAUCGCGGGGCCGCGAAACUGGGCAUUAAGCAUGUGGUGACGGGUCAUAAUGCGGAUGAUGUGGCGGAGACAGUGAUGAUGAAUUUGCUGAGAGGGGAUUUGCCGCGCUUGUCGCGGGGCACGAGUAUUGUGACGGGGUCCGCCGCCAGUGAUAUUAAGAGGAGUAAGCCGUUGAAGUAUGCUUAUGAGAAGGAGAUCGUGCUGUAUGCGCAUCAUCGCCAGUUGGAUUAUUUCUCUACGGAGUGUAUCUAUUCGCCUGAGGCGUUUCGGGGUAGUGCGAGGACGUUGAUUAAGGAUUUGGAGAAGAUUAGGCCGUCGUCGAUUUUGGAUAUUGUUAAGUCUGGGGAGGAUAUGGCGCUUCUGAAGAAGGUCAAGUCGCAGGUACUGGGGACGUGUGAGCGCUGCGGUUAUAUCUCCAGUCAGCGCGUGUGCAAGGCAUGUACGCUUCUGGAGGGAUUGAAUAAGAAUCGGCCCAAGACGGCGAUUGAGAUGGAGAUUGGUUUGGAAGAUGAGGAGAGCAGCUCGACGUUGCGCAGGCAGAUGGAGAAGGUUGAGCUGGGGGGUGUUUGA
Molecule: messenger RNA, 1026 nt
Organism: Aspergillus niger
Lineage: Eukaryota; Fungi; Ascomycota; Eurotiomycetes; Eurotiales; Aspergillaceae
Exons: 2
Coding region: 1-1026 (341 amino acids)
Biological process (GO): tRNA wobble position uridine thiolation
Cellular component (GO): cytosolic tRNA wobble base thiouridylase complex; mitochondrion
Molecular function (GO): tRNA binding
Source: RefSeq, a predicted model, not a curated record